AUGGCCGAAGCAAUCAAAGGCACCAUGAACAGCAUGCUGUCAGCCCUCAACCUGGGCGGCAAGAAAGAGUCAGAGGAUGCAGUGCCUCCACCAUCUGACGAAGAGUACAAAGAGCUGAAGGAAAAGUUUGAGAAGGCCGGCCAGGAACAGGUUUUCGCAUUCUACGACGAGCUCCAGCCCAACGAGAAAGGUGCCCUAUACCAGCAGCUCCAAGCAAUCGACCCAGAACACAUCAACAAGCUUGCCGACACCGCCUUGAACCCUCCCAAGGCCGAGAGCGAGGAGCAGAAGCCCAAGCUAGAGCAACUACCAGACUCGGCGACCACUUCCACCAUCGACAGCAAGGAGGACGCAUUGAACAAAUGGCACGACGAUGGGCUGAAGCUGAUUUCGGAGAACAAAGUUGGCGUAGUACUUAUGGCAGGAGGCCAAGGCACAAGAUUGGGCAGCUCAACGCCCAAGGGGUGUUACGACAUUGGGCUGCCCAGCAACAAGUCACUCUUCAGACUGCAAGCGGAGCGUAUAUACCGGCUUCAGCAUCUCGCUGAGCGGCAUUACGAGAAGGAGGAUGUGGCUGUGCCGUGGUACAUCAUGACCUCUGGGCCGACGAGGAAGCCCACAGAGCAGUUCUUCGAGGAGAACAAGUAUUUUGGAUUGAACCGCAACAACGUCUUGUUCUUCGAGCAGGGUACUCUGCCGUGCAUUGACAUGAAUGGGAAGAUACUGCUUGAUAGCAAGGGCAAGGUUGCCGUGGCGCCGGACGGGAAUGGAGGGCUGUACAAUGCGUUGAUUGAAGGUGGCAUUGUUGCGGACAUGCAGAAGCGUGGCAUCCAGCACAUUCACGCCUAUUGCGUGGACAAUUGCCUUGUCCGGGUGGCAGAUCCUACCUUCAUCGGCUUUGCUGCCGAGAAAAACGUCGACAUUGCCACCAAAGUGGUGCGGAAGCGAGAUGCGAAGGAGUCUGUAGGCCUGAUCCUGCAGAAGAACGGCAAGCCAGAUGUCGUCGAAUACUCGGAGAUCGAUUCGGACACAGCAGAAGCCAAGGACCCGAAGGACUCGAAUCUGCUCAAGUUCCGUGCGGCCAAUAUCGUCAACCACUACUACUCCUACAGCUUCCUGGAGUCGAUCCCGAACUGGUCACACAGGCUACCACACCACGUAGCGAAGAAGAAGAUCCCACACGUGGACAGCGAGGGCAAGCAGAUCAAGCCUGAGAAGCCGAAUGGCAUCAAGCUGGAGCAGUUUGUCUUCGACUGCUUCCCGUUCUUGUCGAUGGACAAGUUCGCAAGCAUGGAAGUAAAGCGGGAGGAUGAGUUCUCGCCGCUGAAGAACGCCAAAGGAACUGGCGAGGACGACCCUGACACUUCACGACGGGACAUCUUGCAGCAAGGGAAGAGGUUCAUUGAGGCGGCUGGAGCGACGGUGACGAGCGAAGAUCAGAGUGAGUCGGGGGUGGAAGUGAGUCCGCUGAUCAGCUAUGGCGGUGAGGGCUUGGAGUUCUUGAAUGGGCGCGAGAUUCGUGCUCCGGCUGUCAUUGAGAAGGAGGAGUAG
Molecule: messenger RNA, 1551 nt
Organism: Saxophila tyrrhenica
Lineage: Eukaryota; Fungi; Ascomycota; Dothideomycetes; Mycosphaerellales; Extremaceae
Gene: UAP1
Product: UDP-N-acetylglucosamine pyrophosphorylase
Exons: 1
Coding region: 1-1551 (516 amino acids)
Biological process (GO): UDP-N-acetylglucosamine biosynthetic process
Molecular function (GO): UDP-N-acetylglucosamine diphosphorylase activity
Source: RefSeq, a predicted model, not a curated record